Messenger RNA from Triticum urartu, 2022 nucleotides. RefSeq lists its product as uncharacterized. Gene Ontology annotation, molecular function: ATP binding; protein kinase activity. Gene Ontology annotation, cellular component: plasma membrane. NCBI's taxonomy places the organism in Eukaryota, Viridiplantae, Streptophyta, Magnoliopsida, Poales, Poaceae. Gene Ontology annotation, biological process: protein phosphorylation. The record is from RefSeq and is a predicted model, not a curated record.
ACUGAUUAGCCGCCCACUGCAUCCAUCGUCUUAAUUUCUCCCCUCCCGGGCGUCCUCCCGUCAACGGCCAUGGAAGUGGCAUCUCCCUCCGAUCGAGAUCCGCAGGCAGGGCUGCACCCCUCCGCCGGCUCCAGCUCCAGCUCCAACCCCAUCUCCAGGGGGUGCAUGCCAGUGGGGAAGAGAUAGCUGUAAAGCUGCUCCAUAAUAACCUGCAAGGAACUGACGACGAGCAAUUCAAACGUGAGUUUGAAAACCUUAUGAGGCUUGAUCAUCACAACAUUGUACAGUUAGUUGGCUAUUGCUACGAAACACAUCAUAAACCUAUGCUGCAUAAUGAAGAAACCAUUUACGCUGAAGAAACAAACAGAGUGCUCUGUUUUGAGUAUAUGCGAAAUGGGAGCCUUCAAAAGCAUAUUUCUGAGGAAUGUGAUGGACUUGACUGGCACACACGUUAUGAAAUUAUCAAAGGGACAUGUGAGGGCUUAAAAUACCUUCAUGAAGGAUUCAAAGAACCAAUUUACCAUAUGGACUUAAAACCUGACAAUAUACUGCUAGAUAAGAAUAUGAUGCCAAAACUAGCAGAUUUUGGCUUGUCUAAGCUCUACGAUGGAGAACAAUCAAUGAUCACUCAAAGUCUUGCGGGAACAAUCAACAAUAUUAUCAGGGAUGUUGUAGCGCAAGGAAGUGAUCAACGUGAUUAUCAUGCUGUACAUGAUGAAAACCCAUCACUCAUGGGCCCUCUUAGGAGCAUAUCAGAAAACAUAGAGCGGGUUGAGAAUGAAUACUCAGAUGAAGAGGACGACCCGCUGCCAGGCGUGGAAGGGCUAAGAAUCACCGGUGAAGCUUUUCCUGGAAGAGAACUUCAAGUGAGUGGGUAUUCCAUCAACGGGACCACAAGCUGCAAAUUUGAGUGGGUACGCCAUUUGGAAGAUGGAUCGCAGAAGUUCAUAGAAGGUGCACGGCAGCCCAUAUAUCUAGUUACCGCGGAUGAUGUGGACACUAUACUAGCCGUUGAGGUCCAGCCACUAGAUGACCGAGAAAGAAAGGGGGGCAUCGUUAAGGUUUAUGCUAAUGAGGAAAGAAAAAUUCCUUGCGAUCCUGAAACAAAGGAGCUUAUCAAGCAAACCCUUUCAGUUGGCCAUGUGUCUUAUGAAGUCCUUCUGCCGGCGGUUCCGGUCUUAGAAACGUGGGAACCUGCUGUAUUGGCAGUAACGAGGAAAGGUUACAGCAUUAAGUGCAACGGACAGCGUGGUGUUGUUGCUACAGAGACAUUCCAGCAAUACAUGGCUAUCAGUAUCCCAUGUGGGCGUCCUACUGAAUUUUCACUUCAGUCUGCUGAUGGUGAUGAGUAUAGUCUCAAGCCUGCAGAAAAUUCCCAAUCACGAGAUACUAUUGUUCUAAUACUGAGGGCGUUCAGGAUGCAGGUACAUGAUGAAAUGAAAUGCAGGCUAUUGAGAAGAUUAGAGCGAAGAUUGGGCGCCUCCAAGUUGGAGUAGAGUAGAGUAGAAGGUUGGGGUUGCUUAAAGAUAUUUAAGUUUGGCUUGUGAUUCUUGUGUGCAGAAUGAAAGCACAAGCUUUGGUUUCCUGCAUUUUAUCGGUCUAUGCAUGUCUGUGUCUGCUCCGCUGUUAAGGAUCCAAUAUUUGUUGGUUACUGAGUGAGAUUGGAAAAGUGACCUGACGAACAUAAGUCGCUUGUGUUGUGCCCUGGAACUAGAAAGAAAAGCACCUCAUGAGAGGCCGGGGACGAGAAGGUCGGGGCGACGGCAGCGAGUUGGCUACGCAACGUGAUGGAGACGGCAGCGGAAGCUCGCUGCGCAGAUGGGAGGCUCAAUGGCUGUACUACCUCGUUUUCUUCGGCAUCCUGUUCCCAAAGUUUGUAUGCAGAAACUAGUAACCUGUGCAGAGGCAAGAUUUUCAAGGCGGCCAUGGCCCAUAGUAAUGUCGGGUGCCGAGCUGCUGUCUAACUCGUGUGAUUGUAAGCCUGUUUUUUUUAGCAAAGUUUUCUUCUUCUUUAGGCCACAA